Molecule: messenger RNA, 894 nt
Organism: Periconia digitata
Lineage: Eukaryota; Fungi; Ascomycota; Dothideomycetes; Pleosporales; Periconiaceae
Source: the annotation of a GenBank genome assembly
AUGCCGAGCAAGCGGCAAGUCCCGCCUCGACCCAACUUUUGCCAAAUCAUACGACUCUCAUUUGGCAUCACGUACCAUCCUCGCCCUUUCUCGCAUUCAAUCCAAACAAUGUCGAAAACACCGAAGGAUUCGACACGCUUCACUGCGACGGGCGUUUGGGCGCAUACAAGACCUGGCGGCCGGGCGACGACGCUCCAAUUCGCGGACCCAGCACCCAAGAAUGAAACGCCACAGCAGAAAGUCAAGCGAUUGAGAGAAGCAGCAAAUCGAGCGAAGCUGGCACAGGUUACGAAAUGGGAUUACAUGUAUCUUUAUGGACGAACGGCUGCGGAUGCACUGCACAGAGCCGCAGUUUAUGGCAUAGUCUUCGCUACCGGCUGUGUGGGUGUGCUUGCAGUUUUUUCAAUAGGAGACAUGGUUGUUUACAAUCGCCGGAAACGUGCCAUCUUUUUCGAGGACCAGGAACGGGAACAGGCCAAGAUUCUGGCGACCGCACGUCAAAGCGUUUUGCAAGGCACCGCAACGCCCGCGCAAACCGCGCUUGUCGAGGGCAUUGCGGAAGAGGAGCUAUUGAUGGAACAGAAGAAGGCAGAGCGCAAGACUCCAUCGAGAUUGCUGUGGUGGCUGCAUGGUGAAUGGAAGGAGGAGAAUGUUUUGACAGAGCAGAGAAAACUUGCGGCCGCGGAGUUCAAACAAGAGGAGGCACAGAGCACCAACCAAGGCAUGGGCAUCACUCAAGCAGUCCAGGAGGCCCGAUCGAACACACCUGAGGCCGUUGUCGGUGGACCUCUCGAUCAGCAAGCUCAGAAGGCUGCCAAAUUUGCGGACAAUGCAGCAAAAGGUGUUAGCAGUAGCUGGUUUGGCUGGGGAUCAGGUGGAUCCAAAAAGGAGUGA